Messenger RNA from Juglans microcarpa x Juglans regia, 6375 nucleotides. Its product is annotated as mediator of RNA polymerase II transcription subunit 13-like. Gene Ontology annotation, biological process: regulation of transcription by RNA polymerase II. The record is from RefSeq and is a predicted model, not a curated record. Gene Ontology annotation, cellular component: mediator complex. Lineage: Eukaryota; Viridiplantae; Streptophyta; Magnoliopsida; Fagales; Juglandaceae. Gene Ontology annotation, molecular function: transcription coregulator activity.
UUGGAGUCUCAUAAGCUUUUAUCAGUCAGGAAGCUUCGGCAUAUAACAACGAUGUGGACCAAUGUUUUCAAACUUGGAGGCCUUCAUCAGAUAUCAUGGUUCCAGUUUCUUCCCCACGAAGCCGAUUUGAGCUCUCUACCUGACAAAAGUGUGAAAGUAGAGCAGAAAGAUACUGCUAUGCUGUCGGUGCUUUCAUCGCAUCUACAGUUGCAAAAGGAAGGAUUUCUCAGCACAUGGACCAAUUCCUUUGUUGGGCCCUGGGAUCCAUCUCAAGGUCUGCACAAUCCUGAUGAGAAAAUCAAGCUUUGGCUUUUUCUUCCUGGGCGUCAUUCAUCAGUUGUUGAUACUGCUCAAAGUGCAGUCUCUAGAUUAAGAGUAAUUGCAUCUGGAAUAUGGUUGGCUCCCGGAGACUCAGAAGAGGUUGCAUCUGCCCUUUCACAGGCUUUAAGGAAUUGUAUAGAGAGAACACUUGCCGGACUUUCCUACGUGAGAUUUGGAGAUGUGUUUUCAAAGUAUUGUCCAUCACAAAGUGAGGAAAUGUUCAGGAGAGGGCAACCUACUGUUGAGUUUGUCUUUGCUGCCACUGAAGAGGCAGUCUUUGUACAUGCCAUAAUUUCGGCAAAGCAUACCCGAACACUUUCAGGCGGAGAUGUUGAAGGAGCAUUGCAGCGUUCUUCCAAUAAUUCGGGUUAUAGACUUCCAGUGAUUGUUUCUCCUCAUGGGAUUCGUGGUAGGCUCACUGGUUGUUGUCCCGGGGAUCUUGUCAAACAAGUGUAUUUAUGUUCUGGCAAGUUUAAGACUCCAAAUGGAUUUAUAGGUCUACCAUAUCAUGUUUCUCAAGAUGCUGGUUGCCAGAUGAGGGGGCAAAGUUGCUAUGUAGAAGUUACCCUGGGCUGCCCUAAAUCUGUGAGUGACAAUCCUUUGCAAUCAAACUCAGAUGCCAUGAGGAAUUUUCCCACAAAUAAUGUUCCCGAAUCUGCUGAUGUGGGAAGAGGUGAUAAGAAAGGAUCGCCAGAUCAAUUACCAGUUCAUGAGAAAACAUUCAUAUAUCCAGCUGAGGCAGUGCUUGUUCCAGUCCUGCAUACAUCAUUUGCCAGAUCUUCUCUGAAAAGAUUUUGGCUACAGAAUUGGAUAGGACCAUCAUUACCUGGUUCAUGUUUCUUUAUGCAUUGUGGUAGCAAUAUGGACUUCGUUGAAGGAUCAUGGACUGAAAUCAAUGGAAUACAUGCCAAGCAUGGCUAUAAUAGUAGUAGUAAUAGUAACAGUAGCAGUAUCAGCACCAUAAGCAGCAGCUCUAGCGAUAGCGAUCACAAGAUGACUACAGGAGCCAGUGAACUUGAGGGAGAUGCUGACUCUUUAACGUGUAGACAAUCUGGUUUAUCUUCUAAUCAUCAGUUGGAGAAUGGCCCCAUAUUGGGCUCUAAGCGUCCUCGAACUGGGAUGACAGAUUCAUUUGGUCAAGUUGGUACAGAGACAAAUGCUCUUGUGCAAGAAGCAUACAAGUCUGAUUUUAUUUCCAUGGAAGUUGACAAUUCAGCCAUAACAGGAGUUGCAAGUGAGCAGAUUGGAUCCGAUUGGGAUUGGGAUGAUGAUGACAGAGGUAUGGUCAUGGAUAUCCAAGCUCUCCUCUCCGAGUUUGGAGAUUUUGGGGACUUCUUCGAAAAUGAUGCCUUGCCUUUUGGGGAGCCCCCAGGAACUGCAGAAUCACAGGCGCUUAUGUUUUCUGCACCAGAUUGUGGAGAUGUGGGUCCCAGUCCAGUUGGGAUGAUGGAUGUUUCUGAUCAGGUGCUAUUGCCUGUAGGUUUUCAAUCCUUUGAGAGUUUUGAUCCCCCUCCAUUAGCCCAAGAGGAGCAUCUCAGCAAAAGUCAAGAAGUCACAAAUAACAGUUUGUCAUCAGGUCUGGUAAACCACACUCCAGCAUCCUCUACUGGUGAGUUCGAUCAUAUAAUAAAAGCUGAAGCACUGAUGACUUUUGCUCCUGAAUAUGGAGCCGUGGAGACCCCCACAAGCGAAUUUUCGUCAUCCAUUUUCAGAAGCCCAUAUUUUCCAAAAUCUCGAAGAGAGGAGAGUUCCAAUUCAAGCUCAAAUAAUUACAUCUAUGGUGCAACACCACCCUCUUCUCCUUGCUUUGAUGGAUCAGAUGACAAGACUAGCCUGCCCAUGAACUCAAAACCAUUGUCUGGCAGGAAUGAUGUGAAUGCUGUUGUUCACUCAAAAAAAUAUUACACUCAUGUGGAAAGGGGGAAAGAGAGACAUGAUAAAAGAUUUCUUGCAGGUAAUAAUAGUGUUGCUAUGUCUGAGGGGGUGGCACCAACUCCAUUCUCUAGUUUAAACUCUACAAAUGCUGUUAAAUCUUCCCUGAGAAAAGUGUCUGAAGGCACCCUUGAAUUGGCACCUUUCCUUCAGUCUAUGAAGACCGUGUUUGCAACUGAAGUUGAAUGUCUGAUGUUCCAGGCCUCCAUGUGCAGGAUAAGGCACACACUAUUACCUUCCAGUACCUCUAUGCCUAUUAAUUUGAGUAGGUUAACCGGAAGUAAUGUUUUUAAUCAGCUGCCUGGUGACCAAAGUACAUUGACGGACAAUACAUCUAGCAAGUAUGAGGUGAAAAAGAAAGAGACCAUACCAAUUAGAAUAGCUGGUGAUACUGAUGGAAUUCUAGAUGGGCACCUUAAUGCGCCUGUUGGUGUUUGGCGCUCUGUUGGAGUUCCUAAAGUUCCGAAGCUCUCAAACUCACCAAGUAUGGAAAUUAGUCCAUCCUUACCUCAUAAUUCGUUCAAUGAGGAAGCUAUCCUUUCUUUUGGACAAAUGCAACCUCUUCAGGAGCUUCUUGAUGGAAUGGCAUUACUUGUCCAACAAGCUACAUCCUCCGUUGAUCUGACCCUUGAUGGGGAUUGUGGUGAUGGUGCUUAUGGUUGGCUUGCGUUACAAGAGCAGUGGAAGCGGGGAUUUUCUUGUGGACCUUUUAUGAUGCAUGCUGGUUGUGGGGGGACUUUGGCUUCUUGUCAUGCACUUGACAUUGCUGGUGUGGAGUUAGUGGAUCCACUUUCUGCUGAUGUUCACGCUUCGUCUGUGAUUAAUUUGUUGCAGUCUGACAUAAAGACAGCCUUAAAAUCUGCUUUCAGUAUUUUGGAUGGUCCAUUGUCUGUCAAUGAUUGGUGCAAAGGCCGCAAUCCAUCAGUUGAUGCUGGAAGCACGGGUGAUGGAUUUUCUGCUGAGUCUUCUAUAAGUGAAUGCAGAGAUUCUUCCAGUACUGUUGGAGAACCAAUGAGCCCAUCUCAGUCUUCUGCUGGUGGAUCAUCUUCUCUUAAAGUCUCUAGAGAAACAGAUAGAGCAAAAGUGGAUGAGACAUGCCAAAGGAGAUCUAACCAAGAAAUCUGUGCCUCAGAGUCAGAGCAGCAACAAAGCACCCGGCUAAGACCAACACUUCUUGUUCUUCCUUUGCCUGCUAUACUUGUUGGGUACCAGGAUGAUUGGCUUAAGACGUCUGCAAGCUCCUUGCAACUUUGGGAGAAGGCUCCUCUUGAACCAUACGCAUUACAGAAACCUAUUACUUACAAUGUUAUAUGUCCAGACAUUGAUCCACUAACUUCUGCUGCUGCUGAUUUUUUCCAGCAACUUGGAACUGUCUAUGAGACGUGUAAACUGGGUAGUCAUUCACCACAAAGUUUGGGCAACCAAAUGGAAAUCGAUUCAGCAAAAUGGUCAUCUUCUGGUUUUGUUCUACUUGAUUGUCCUCAGUCAAUGAAGAUAGAAAGCAGUAACGCAUCUCUUGUGGGCUCAAUAAGCGAUUAUUUUCUUUCUCUUUCCAAUGGUUGGGACUUGACAAGCUAUCUUAAGUCCCUUUCAAAGGCACUAAAAGGCUUGAAACUUGGUCCAUGCUCGUCCACAAACCCAAAAGAAGGAAGCAGUGGUCCUUGUAUGGUAAUAUACGUGGUGUGCCCCUUCCCUGAGCCUACUGCAGUUCUACAAACCGUUGUUGAGUCUUCUGUUGCUGUUGGAUCAGUCAUUCUCCAGUCAGAUAGGGAGAGAAGAUCUAUAUUGCACAGUCAGGUUGGGAAGGCUUUAAGCUGCUCAGCAGCAGUGGAUGAAGCAACCAUAUCAAACAUUUUAGUACUUUCAGGGUUUAGUAUUCCUAAAUUGGUACUGCAGAUUGUGACAGUUGAUGCCAUUUUUAGAGUUACAAGUCCAUCACUUAAUGAGCUUGUCAUCCUUAAGGAGACUGCCUUCACUGUUUAUAACAAGGCUCGUCGAAUUUCUCGAGGAUCCUCUAAUGACAUGGUCCAGUCAUCAUCAAUAUCUAGCAGAUCUCCCUCGGUCCUGACACAAAUGUCUUCUCCUAUGUCAGGGAUGUGGAAGGACUGUGUGGGUCCUCGAAUUACUGGGCAUUCCCUUCCUAGAGAGGGUGAAAUCGAUGCUAGCCUGAGGAAUAAUUCUUGGGAUAAUUCUUGGCAGACUAGGACUGGAGGUUUAAGUUGUGAUCCAAUUAGAACAGGGGAUUGUACAGUUCAAGAUGAAAUUCGUUACAUGUUUGAACCUCUUUUUAUUCUUGCAGAACCUGGUUCCAUAGAGAAUGGAGUUUCACCAGUGUUUUCUGGUAAUAUAGUGUCAGAAUCUACAAAGACAUUGUCUGAUGAUAGUAGUGGAGGAUUCAUGCAGGGUGCAGGCUCAGCAGGAAGUGCAGACGCUGGAUCAUGCUCUCAUCUUGAUGGAUCUGAAACUGAUGGCUUUGGAUCUAGCCAUCAAAAGACUCCUCCAAGCCUACAUUGUUGUUAUGGGUGGACAGAGGAUUGGCGUUGGCUUGUAAGCAUCUGGACAGAUUCAAGGGGAGAAUUGCUCGACAGCCAUGUAUUCCCCUUUGGUGGAAUCAGCAGUAGGCAGGACACGAAGGGUCUGCAAUGUCUUUUUGUUCAAGUUCUGCAGCAGGGCUGUCAGAUACUUCAGGCAUGCUCUUCUCCUGAUAUCGGAGUUGCCAAACCUAGAGAUUUUGUGAUUGCGCGCAUUGGGAGCUUCUUUGAACUUGAAUACCUAGAGUGGCAGAAAGCCAUCAAUUCAGUUGGAGGCUCUGAGGUAAAAAAAUGGCCCUUGCAACUUCGACGAUCUAUGCGCGAUGGAAUUCCUGCAAGCAGUAAUAGUACAUCCUUACAGCAACAGGAGAUGAGCUUGAUUCAAGAGAGAACCCUACCUACCUCACCUAGUCCUUUGUAUAACCCUCAUGCUAAAGCAACUGGCUUUAUAAAAGGUGGUUUAGGACAACCUGCUGCAAGGAAGCAGCUUAUGGGUGGGCAGACACUAGUUGACAACUCAAGGGGCUUGCUUCAGUGGGUGCAGAGCAUCAGUUUUGUCGCAAUUUCAGUUGACCAUUCUUUACAUCUAGUUUUUCAAGCAGAUUCACCAUCUCCUGGAGGGGCUCAAGGGGGUAGUGGUAUGGGACCAUCUGGCUAUCUUGAAGGGUUCACCCCUGUAAAGUCUCUUGGUUCUACGUCUGCUUCCUACAUUUUGAUCCCAUCACCUAGCAUGCACUUUCUCCCUGCAACACCUCUUCAGCUCCCAAUGUGCCUCACUGCAGAAUCACCACCCCUGGCUCAUCUUCUCCAUAGCAAGGGCUCUGCAAUUCCUCUUUCCACUGGUUUUGUAGUUUCAAAAGCCAUACCUUCCAUGAGGAAAGACUAUAGAAGCAACUUGAAAGAAGAAUGGCCUUCGGUUCUUUGUAUAAAUCUUAUUGAUUAUUAUGGAGGCACUAGCAUUAUCCAAGACAAAAGUGUUCGAGGUAUUAAUAAACAGGGAGGUAGAAGUUUAAGCUCUGAAGCUAAAGAUUUCGAAAUUGAGACCCAUUUAGUUCUUGAGUCUGUUGCAGCAGAGCUUCAUGCACUAUCAUGGAUGACUGUUAGUCCAGCAUACUUGGAGCGACGGACUGCAUUGCCUUUCCACUGCGACAUGGUUUUAAGACUGAGAAGGCUACUUCAUUUUGCUGAUAAAGAGCUCUCUCGACAGCCAGGGAAAUUGCACGUGUAGGAGGACAUUGACACAAUAGGAAAUGAGUCGGGACGGUGGAGUUCUUAUGGAACGAUGAGCGAUGAAUAGGCUGUGCUAUGAUGCAUCUGGUUGUACAAUAAUCAAUGUAGUAUGUUAUCUGUAUAUGUGAUUUUGAUCCAUUGAUCCAUCCGCAGUCUUGAAUUUCCAAGAAAGAAAUUGAACAGUCUGGGUAGAAAUAGUGAAGCUAUUUGUAAAAAAAAAAAAAAAAAAAAAAAGAAAUACUUAGGAGUAACGGAUAUAGCUUUGCUUGCAGAUUUGUAGAAUGUAUAUGAAUGUUGUAGACAGCAGACAUUUUUUUUUUAAGGAAAAAAAAAAGGCUAACGUGAUCGGUCGGUCAGUACA